AUGUUUCGAAAAAUUUCAACAUUUACUUCUUGGGCAAAUAGAACCAAUUGGUAUGUUCAACAACAUUUUAGACAGUUUGACGUCUAUACUAUUCUUCGACAUUAUUGUGGUUUUGAUCGAAAUGAUGAUGAUUUUGUCGAUCGUCUAUCUCGUUUUUAUUCUGUUCUUAUAUUUUCUGUUUUUGUCAUUAUUGUUUCUUCUGUACAAUUUGUUGGUAAACCAAUCUCAUGUUUUGCUCCAGCAUCAUUUACUGAUGCUCAUAUAACAUAUGCUGAUUUUAUUUGUUGGAUAUCUGAUACAUAUUUUGUUUCGAUUGAUGCUGAAAUUCCUGAACCAGACAAUGUUGAAGCUCGACAAGGUACAAAUGCUAUUCGAUUUUAUCAAUAUGUUCCAUUUAUAUUAAUGUUACAAGCAUGUGGAUUCUUUUUGCCGGGAUUUUUUUGGCGAAGUGGUUCAUCUCGUCUUGGUAUUCCAUUACAAAAACAUUUAGAUCAAUUAAAUAUGAGUCGUCGUUCAAUAGCCGAACCACCAAUGUAUCGUCGACAAUUAAUACGAAAUGUAGCUACUCGUCUUGAUCAAUAUUUUCGAAUGCGUCGUCGAACAUUAAUACCAAAAUUAACAUUUCUUUAUUUAUUUAUAAAAGUUAUUUAUAUAAUGAAUAUUCUUAUUCAAUUAAUAAGUUUACAUUAUUUAAUGAAUUUUGAAUUAACAUUUCAUUCAUUAUUUCAACGUUUAAUGAUUUAUAGUAGUACUGUACGUCAUGUAUCAUUACAAUUUCCAACAAAUGUUUUAUGUGAUUUUAUUGUUCGUUUUCUUGGAAAAAAUAAACAUCGUCAUACAGUUCAAUGUGUUUUACCCAUAAAUGUAUUUAAUGAAAAAAUAUUUAUAUUUGCUUAUUUAUGGUUAAUCUUACUUUUAAUAUGUACAUUAUAUAAUUUAUUAAUACAAUGGAUAUUAUUUAUUUUAUUGCAUCGAAAUGUUAUUGAUACACGUAUUCGUCGUUUACGUCCUAUGUCAUCAAAAUUUCGUAUUAAUGAUAAUUAUCAAGAAAAUGAACACGUACGUGUAUUUGAUUAUCAACCAAUAACAAAAAGUUUUAGUCGAGAUUAUUUACGUUGUGAUGGAAUUGUUAUUAUGAGAUUAUUUGAUAUGAAUAUUGAUCUUGUUACAAUGAAUGAUUUAAUGAAUGAUUUAUGGGAAUUGUAUAAAGCUAGUCCUGUAUGA
This is a messenger RNA of Rotaria sp. Silwood1, 1224 nucleotides long. The record is from the annotation of a GenBank genome assembly. NCBI's taxonomy places the organism in Eukaryota, Metazoa, Rotifera, Eurotatoria, Philodinida, Philodinidae.